GUGUGUGCGUGCGUGUGUGUGUGCGUGCGUGUGUGUGUGUGUGUGUGUGCGUCUCGCCAAUACCAAUGCCGAUCGACAAUUUCGAAUUCUGGCCGUGGGUGCCGCGCUAUAUAAAGUAUACGGAAUGCGUGUGUGUGCCAUAAAAAUGUUCAAUGUCCAACGUCUACCACGUUGGUCUGCCAUGGUCUGUUGCCCGCGAUUGACUGUAAUUUAGUGAUUUCUGGGAUACAAUCAAUGCGUUUCGGCGCUUUCUGAAUCCGAAACAUCAAAAGAAAGCCCCACCGAGUGGGAGGAAAAGCAAUAGAGGAACAAAAAUAACACACACGUUGCCCAAACUCAUUUGAAAUUUGCAAUCACAAUUCGAAUCUAAAAACCAAAAUGCCGCGUUGCAUUUGCUGGACGAUUUGUUGUCAAUUUCGCAAUUGAAUCUCAAAAGCACGCCAAACAAGCAAACGAGUGCAUUCAUCAACUGCAAUCCCAAUCCCAUUAUCCAAAUCCCCCAUCCCACAGGCCAUUCCCCCUUCCAACCCCCUGCUCUGCAUAGCAUCCUGCACUCGACAAAAUUCGUUUGUUCCAUAGUCUUGUCCACUCGGUCAGGCAAAUGACAAAUGCCAUGAACGCCCUUGCCGCACUCGCUGCGGUUGCAACAACAGCGGCAGCAGCAUCGGCAUCGGCAACAGCUGCCAGUAGAAAUAGCAGUAGCAGCAGCAGCAGCGGCAGCACCACCAGCAGCACUAUCAGCCACCAUCACCACCACAAUCGGAGUGCUCCAUUGCUGAACGCCGAUCACUUACCGCAGCUGCAGCUGACAACCGCCAAAGUGGAUCUGGACUUUGAAAUCGACAUUCAACUGCUGACAAAUGGCUAUGACGGCACAACGCUUACAUCGUUCUACAAUGAGACCAGCUGGACAAAUGCCUCUGAAAUGGAUACAAUAGUUGGUGAGGAACCGGAGCCGCUGUCGCUUGUGUCAAUUGUAGUUGUUGGCAUCUUCCUAUCGGUGCUGAUAUUCCUAUCCGUUGCCGGCAACAUUCUUGUUUGUCUAGCCAUCUACACAGAGCGCAGUUUGCGACGCAUUGGCAAUCUGUUCCUGGCCUCAUUAGCGAUUGCGGAUCUAUUUGUGGCCUCAUUGGUGAUGACAUUCGCUGGUGUCAACGAUUUGCUGGGCUAUUGGAUAUUUGGAGCACAAUUUUGUGAUACGUGGGUGGCAUUUGAUGUGAUGUGCUCGACAGCAUCAAUUCUGAAUCUAUGCGCCAUAUCAAUGGACCGGUAUAUACACAUCAAGGAUCCACUCAGAUAUGGUCGUUGGGUGACACGUCGCGUUGCUGUCAUUACCAUCGCUGCCAUUUGGCUGCUGGCCGCGUUCGUUUCAUUUGUGCCCAUCUCGUUGGGCAUUCACCGACCCGACCAGCCGCUGAUUUUUGAGGAUAAUGGCAAAAAGUAUCCAACAUGCGCUCUGGAUUUAACACCCACAUAUGCUGUCGUUUCCAGCUGUAUCAGUUUCUACUUUCCCUGUGUGGUUAUGAUUGGCAUCUACUGUCGGCUCUAUUGCUAUGCCCAAAAACAUGUGAAAUCCAUCAAAGCAGUAACACGACCCGGUGAGGUGGCCGAAAAGCAACGUUACAAGAGUAUACGGCGACCCAAAAAUCAACCGAAGAAAUUCAAGGUACGCAAUCUGCAUCACAGUUCACCAUAUCAUGUCUCGGAUCACAAGGCCGCUGUCACUGUGGGCGUCAUUAUGGGUGUGUUCCUUAUCUGUUGGGUACCCUUCUUUUGUGUGAAUAUUACGGCUGCCUUCUGCAAGACCUGCAUCGGCGGUCAAACGUUCAAAAUACUCACCUGGCUGGGCUAUUCGAAUUCGGCUUUCAAUCCGAUUAUCUACUCAAUUUUCAACAAGGAAUUUCGCGAUGCCUUCAAGCGUAUACUAACCAUGCGGAAUCCCUGGUGUUGUGCCCAGGAUGUGGGCAACAUACAUCCACGAAACAGUGAUCGCUUCAUCACGGACUAUGCAGCGAAGAAUGUGGUGGUAAUGAACUCGGGCCGUUCCAGUGCCGAGCUGGAACAGGUCUCUGCGAUUUGACCUAAAAUGGCAGGCUGUUGGUCAUGCGGUUGUUGUUGCUGUGUUGCGGACAAUGGUGAUACGGCUGCUUCGGGGCUCAAUGUGGAUGACGAUGAUGAUGGUGUGCUGACUACACGUUAUGUUCCAUGAGAAUCACUCACAGCGGCCACAACAACAAUCGUUGAGACUAUGGAGGCCGCACAAAUGGAAACGGAGCUGCUCUAAGCCAGCCUAUAGGGUUCCUACGAAAAAGAAAACAAAAACACACACACACACACAAAUGUCAAAUGACAAGAUGAAGUUAAGAAGCAAUCGCAUCCUCAUCCCCAAACCCCAGCCCCCUGCCACGACCCACAAGAAAUCGAAAAUAUCUAGAAACUAUUCAAAACCUGUAAGUAUUAUAAGCAAGUCCCAGAGACUAAGCAAUCUACUAUUCGGUAUACUUAAUCGUAAUUGUAAGACAAAUCAAACAACAAAUAUGAUAUGAUAAAAUGAAAAAAUGAAAAGAAACCCAAAACGUGAUUAGGUCUAAGAUCCUCUCUACCAAUCCUCCACUCUAAAGAGCUUCUAGUUAAGUUUUUUAUUUGUUAUUCAUGGCUAUGUCAGUUUCAACUCUCAAAAAACUUUUCAUUACACAAAAGCUAAACAUUUGAUUUA
Messenger RNA from Drosophila willistoni, 2716 nucleotides. It is a transcript of the gene Dop1R1, whose product is annotated as dopamine receptor 1. The record is from RefSeq and is a predicted model, not a curated record. NCBI's taxonomy places the organism in Eukaryota, Metazoa, Arthropoda, Insecta, Diptera, Drosophilidae. Bases 602 to 2080 code for a protein of 492 amino acids. Gene Ontology annotation, molecular function: G protein-coupled receptor activity. Gene Ontology annotation, cellular component: membrane. The transcript has 6 exons. Gene Ontology annotation, biological process: adenylate cyclase-activating adrenergic receptor signaling pathway.